Molecule: messenger RNA, 1575 nt
Organism: Condylura cristata (star-nosed mole)
Lineage: Eukaryota; Metazoa; Chordata; Mammalia; Eulipotyphla; Talpidae
Gene: SLC2A2
Product: solute carrier family 2 (facilitated glucose transporter), member 2
Exons: 11
Coding region: 1-1575 (524 amino acids)
Biological process (GO): D-glucose transmembrane transport
Cellular component (GO): brush border; membrane
Source: RefSeq, a predicted model, not a curated record
AUGACAAAAGAUAAGGUCACCGGGACCUUGCUUUUCACUGUCUUCACUACCAUGCUGGGCUCCUUUCAGUUUGGAUAUGACAUUGGUGUCAUCAACGCACCUCAAAAGAUCAUAAUAUCCCAUUAUAGAAGUGUUUUGGGUGUCCCACUGGAUGACCGAAAAGCUAUCAACAUUGAUGCUACCAACAACACAAAUGAAUUGCCUACAACUCCAAACCCUGAAAAUCCAACAUCGACCUCCUGGGCUGAGGAAGAGAUUGUGGCCACCCAGCACCUGGCUGUCACUCUCUGGUCACUGUCUGUGUCCAUCUUUGCAAUUGGUGGAAUGAUCGCAUCAUUCUUUGGUGGGUGGCUUGGGGACCGACUUGGAAGAAUCAAAGCCAUGUUGGUAGCAAACAUUCUCUCAUUAGCUGGAGCUCUCUUGAUGGGGUUUUCAAAAUUUGGCCCAUCUCACAUAUUUAUAAUUUCAGGAAGAGCCAUAUCAGGACUCUACUGUGGGCUCGUUUCAGGCUUGGUUCCCAUGUACAUUGGUGAAAUCGCUCCAACCACACUCAGGGGUGCUCUGGGUGCACUUCACCAGCUGGCCAUUGUCACAGGCAUUCUUAUUAGUCAAAUUGUCGGCCUGGAGUUUAUCCUGGGCAGUCAGGAACACUGGCACAUCCUGCUGGGUCUGUCCGCUCUGCCAGCUGUGCUCCAGUCUCUGUUGUUUUUCUUCUGUCCAGAAAGCCCCAGAUACCUUUACAUUAAGUUGGAGGAAGAAGAGAAAGCUAAGAAAAGCUUGAAAAGACUAAGAGGCAGCGCUGAUAUCUCCAAAGACAUCGCUGAGAUGAGAAAAGAACGAGAUGAAGCAGUAAGGGAACAGAAAGUCUCCAUACUUCAGCUCUUCACUAAUUCCAGUUACCGGCAGCCUACUCUAGUGGCACUGAUGCUACACAUGGCUCAGCAAUUUUCCGGAAUCAAUGCUAUUUUCUACUAUUCAACUGACAUUUUUCAGAAGGCUGGAAUCAGUAAACCUGUUUAUGCAACCAUUGGAGUUGGUGUUGUCAACACACUUUUCACUGUUCUCUCCGUAUUCCUUGUGGAGAAGGCAGGGCGCCGUUCUCUGUUUCUAACCGGAAUGAGUGGGAUGUUUUUCUGUGCCAUUUUCAUGUCAGUGGGACUCAUACUACUGAAUAAAUUGGCUUGGAUGAGUUAUGUGAGCAUGGUAGCCAUCUUCCUCUUUGUCAGUUUUUUUGAAAUCGGGCCAGGCCCCAUUCCCUGGUUCAUGGUGGCAGAGUUUUUCAGUCAAGGACCACGACCUGCUGCUUUAGCACUAGCUGCAUUCAGCAACUGGACCUGCAACUUCAUUGUCGCUCUGUGUUUCCCCUACAUUGCAGACUUCACUGGACCUUAUGUGUUUUUCCUUUUUGCUGGAGUGGUCCUGGUCUUUACGCUGUUUACAUUUUUCAAAGUUCCAGAAACGAAAGGAAAGUCCUUUGAGGAAAUUGCAGCAGAAUUCAGAAAGAAGAAAGGCUCAGCCCCAGCAACAAAAGCUGCGGUAGAAAUGAAGUUCCUUGGAUCUGCAGAGACUGCGUAA